ACAGAGAGAGAGAGAGAGACUGCGGGAAUGAGCUUUGAGCAGUGAAGCCGAUACACCGAUGGCGGCGAAGACUAAAAAAGGAAAUGAAUCUACGAAGAGAAAGCGAAUUGCAGCCGCGGAAGGUGAAGGAGAGAGAGCAAAACCGAAGAAACUGAAAUUGCCUUCGAAUCCUGUGAACAAGGGUUUGAAGAAACCUUAUAAAUUAUCCAAACACCAACACGAAUCUAAACCAAAAUUUCAGAAAUCAGAGACUGAUAAAGCGAAAGUGGAGCAGCCAAGCAAGAAAGAACGUCGUUUACACGCGAAGGAACUAGCAGAAGCUAGGAAGAAGAAGAGGAAGCGGCAUUACACUCUGGAACAAGAACUUGCAUCACUGUGGGAAAAGAUGAGGCUACGUAAUAUUACCAAAGAAAACAGAUCCAAGCUAGUGAGUGAAGCUCUAAAGAAGAUGCAGGGAAAGAUUCCAGAAAUUGCAAGCUCUCAUGUUUCUUCCCGUGUUCUUCAGACUUGUGUUAAGUACUGUUCACAAGACGAGAGGGAUGUUGUCUACAAGGAACUCCAGCCCCAUUUUCUCACUCUGGCAUGCAACACGUAUGCAGUCCAUCUACUGACAAAAAUGUUAGAUAAUGCUUCGAAAGAACAACUGGCAGAGUUUACUUCCUCCCUCCAUGGGCAUGUUGCUACUCUACUUCGCCAUAUGGUUGGCUCACUUGUUAUUGAACAUGCAUAUAAAUUGGGAAAUGCAACUCAGAAACAAGCUCUUCUAAUGGAACUAUAUUCCACCGAGCUUCAGCUGUUUAAGGAUUUGGUUACAACGAAAGAGGGCAGUUUAGUAGACAUAAUUUCCAAGUUACGUCUGCAAAAAGCUUCAGUCUUACGGCAUAUGGCUUCUGUUCUUCAACCAAUUUUGGAGAAAGGAAUAUUGGACCACUCAAUCAUACACAGAGCAAUGAUAGAGUACUUUAGCAUUGCUGACAAGUCCUCCGCCGCAGAUGUGAUUCAACAGUUGUCAGGUCCAAUCAUUGUUCGAAUGAUUGGUAGCAAGGAUGGGUCCAGAAUUGGAAUGCUUUGCAUCAAACAUGGGAGUGCAAAGGAAAGGAAGAAAAUUAUCAAAGGAUUGAAAGACCACAUUGGCAAUAUAGCUCGUGAUAGAUUUGGGAGUAUGGUGCUUGUCUGCAUUCUUUCAAUUGUUGAUGACACAAAACUUAUAACAAAGGUUGUUCUUCGCCAGCUUGAAACAAUUCUAAUGGAGCUUAUAUUGGACAAGGAUGGAAGGCGUCCAUUGUUGCAGCUACUUCAUCCCAAUUGCCCUCGCUAUUUCAGUCCAGAUGAUCUAGCUUCGUUGAGUUUGUCUAUUCCUUCUCUCUGCACCAAGGGAGAUUCAGAAAUAGGAUCUGACCUGGGUAAACAAACAUCAUCUUCCGAGGUUGGUGAAGCAGGUGAGGAGGAUCGGAGCGGCACAGAUGAAAUUCUAGCUGAGCCUGACAGUAGCGAAGGUCCUGAAGAGAGUCCACACACAAUUGAGGGUGGAAAGAAGGAUCCUUUUGUACGACGACAAGAGUUGUUGAUCACUAGUGGGCUUGCUAAGAGUCUCAUUGAUGCAUGUGGUGAGAAGGCAGGAGAACUGCUAAGAUCAAACUUUGGCAAAGAUGUCAUAUACGAGAUUGUAACUGGAGGUGCUGGUGGCAUUCUCCACCCUACUUUGGAUCAAAAGCUAGGCACCCUAUAUGAAACUAUAGCAUCACUUGUGGCACAGCCUAGAUCGGAGGCACCGGUGGAGGAGCAUCUUCUUGAGCACUUCCAUUCUAGUAGAACCAUUAGAAAAUUGGUAUUAGAUUGCCCCACCUUUGCUUCCACUUUAUGGGAGAAAGCUCUGGAAGGAAAGUGUGAAAUGUGGGCCCAAGGUCACAGUGCUAAGGUAAUUAGUGCAUACUGGGAAACCUCAGAUUCUGCGGUACAGGAACUGGCAAGAGAUGAGUUGCAGCCAUUGAUAGAGAGAGGCAUUCUCAAGCUUCCUGAAACCGAUAAGUCUGCUAAAGCAGGCUAAGUUAUCCAAGGAAGAUGAGCUGAUAACUCUCUUGAUUGAGCAAGCAUGAUUGCAUUGAAUCACUGGUGAGUUAAGAUGGAUAAAAUAUCUUGCGAUUAUGGUUAUUAUUUUCGGCCAUCUGGGUUUUUUAGUUAGGUUAGCACAAGUGAAUCUGAUAAGUUCUUUCAGUUAAAUUGGGGUUGGGGACAGGAGUAAAGUUGUGUCUGGGCUUGUACAAGUACAUGACAGUCUUAUUUAUCAGUUUUAAUUUAAGCUAACAUUUCAUGUACACUACUAUGAAUG
This is a messenger RNA of Ilex paraguariensis (yerba mate), 2329 nucleotides long. NCBI's taxonomy places the organism in Eukaryota, Viridiplantae, Streptophyta, Magnoliopsida, Aquifoliales, Aquifoliaceae. The record is from the annotation of a GenBank genome assembly.